GCUCCGGGCGCGGCCACACUGACCUCUAGCGGGGAGCGGCGCCGGGACGUUCAUUUAACCAGGAGCGGGAGGACGGCGGCGACUUAGACGCGGAGCAGCGGCACCGCCCGAGCUAGGGACGGGCGGACAGGCGGGGAGCGGAGCGGAGCGGGGCCGGGGCUCGCGGCGCGGGGAUGCAGCAGCCGCCGCCGCCCUGGCGGGGCGGCCCCGGCGGCUGGGGCUCGGGCUGCGGGGCGUAGCAGUCUGCCCGCCCGCUCGCCCGCCGCCCCACCAUGGAUGUGCUGCCGCCGCUCAACGCCAGCGCGGGGCCCCCCGACGCCUCCGCCUCCGCCGCGCCCUCCGCCUCGCCGCUGCGCCCGGCGCCGGCCCCCUACUCGCCCGCCGCCGUGGCCGCGCUGGCCGCCGUGGUGGGCUUCCUCAUCGUCUUCACCGUGGUGGGCAACGUGCUGGUGGUGAUCGCGGUGCUGACCAGCCGGGCGCUGCGGGCCCCCCAGAACCUCUUCCUGGUGUCCCUGGCCAGCGCCGACAUCCUGGUGGCCACCUUGGUGAUGCCCUUCUCCUUGGCCAACGAGCUCAUGGACUACUGGUACUUCGGCAAGGCGUGGUGCAACAUCUACCUGGCGCUGGACGUGCUGUUCUGCACCUCCUCCAUCGUGCACCUGUGCGCCAUCAGCCUGGACCGGUACUGGUCCGUCACCCAGGCCGUGGAGUACAACCUCAAGCGGACGCCCCGCCGGAUCAAGGGCGUCAUCGUCACCGUGUGGCUCAUCUCGGCCGUCAUCUCCUUCCCCCCGUUGAUCUCCAUGUACCGGGACCCCGACGGGGACGUCUUCCCCCAGUGCAAGCUCAACGACGAGACCUGGUACAUCCUCUCCUCGUGCAUCGGCUCCUUCUUCGCGCCCUGUCUCAUCAUGGUGCUGGUCUACGUCCGCAUCUAUCGUGUGGCCAAGCUGAGGACCAGGACCCUCUCGGAGAAGCGCACGAUGCCCGAGGGCUCGUCCCAGACUGAGAAUGGGCUGAGCCGGGCCACCGGGGGCUGCACCUCUCUGAGGAUGCAGCCCGGUGAGAACGGCCAUUACUCAGUGCACCAGUGGCGCAAGGCCUCCGAGCUGGAGGACAUUGAGCUGGAGGAGAGCAGCACCUCGGAGAGCAGGAGGAGACGGAGCAGGGAAGAGCACCCCCGCAAGAGCAGCAAGAGCCAGUCCUUCUCCUGCUCCUACUCCUCCAAGCACUCCAGCCGCCUGUCCCGCACCAGCAGUCGCUCCGUGGACUUCUUCUCUUCCCACCGCCGCAGGAAGCGCAGCAGCAUCUGCCGCAAGAAGGUCACUCAGGCCCGGGAGAAACGCUUCACUUUUGUGCUGGCAGUGGUCAUGGGGGUCUUUGUGGUGUGCUGGUUCCCCUUCUUCUUCAGUUAUAGCCUCUACGGCAUUUGUCGAGAUGCGUGUGCGGUCCCUGAGACUCUCUUCAAAUUCUUCUUCUGGAUUGGGUACUGCAAUAGCUCCCUCAACCCGGUCAUCUACACCAUCUUCAACCAGGACUUCCGCAGGUCCUUCAAACACAUCCUUUUCAAAAAGAAGAAGAAAAACUUCAGGCAUUAGGUUGGGGUGGUGCAGAUGGAGGAGAGGUCUGCACUGAGCCAGAGCAGGGAGGGGAACAGGUUUGCCCGGAGACAGAGUGGAGUGAAAGGGGGAAGGAGCCUGCACUGAGCAGGCAUGGCAUGGAGAUGAAGGAUCUGCACUGUGUUAGAGUGAACCAAAGAAGGGGGUUGGGAAGGCUUUGCACUGGGCAGACUGGAAAGGGAGGAAGGGAUGUGCACUCUGAGCUGGAGUUGAGGGGAUGGUGGGGAUGGUGAGAGAGGAGUUUGCGUUCAGUUUGAACAGAGAGCUUUGUACAGGCUAGAGAGCUGUGGGGAGGGGGAUCUGCACUAAGCUGGAUCGAAGUGGAGAGGAGAGGAGGUGGAGGCUACACUAGAUGAGCUGGAGUGAAGUGAGAGGUCUGGGCUGGGCUGGAGUGAAAAGGAAGGGAGGGUCUGAGCACUGGAGCAGGGAUGGAAAGUGAAAAAUAAAAAGGAAGCAGCGUGGGGGGUGCCGUGUGUGUGCACUGACCCUGAAGUGAAGGGGAAAGAAGUGCAGUUAAUUGUUGCUGCAGUGAGGAAGGGGAGUGAGGAGAAGCUGUAGUGACCCUGGAGGAACAGGGAAGGGUCAGGGUGGGGCAUUGUGUUUGGGGGAGGAUGACCUGUCAGGGGUUGUGAAGUUUGCUGGAGGUCAAAAGAGGGGACUAGCUGCUGGAGUUCGGCACUGGGAGAUUUGGGUAUUUAUUUGCAGUGAGAGCAGCUGGGACAUGUGGCGUGCUCCUCCCAAGAGGCAAACAGAUUUUACUGGUGAGAUGUGGGGAGAGACAUGAAGAAGAUGCCAGCAAACAGGCACUGACCAUCUUUGAUAGCUGAGAGGAUUUACGUGUUUGCCAAAAAAAAAAAAUCCUAGAGAACAAUCCAAACUCUUUUCUAAAUAAACCUUUGUUAUUCUAAACCCUUCUCAAUGGUGAUUUUACGCAGGGCUUAAGUGAAAGCAGGGGCUUAGGGGCUUCCUUUCCCUCACAGUCCUUCUUGUAUAUAGAGCUGAGCAGGAAAUGGUUUUCUUGUCUUCCAGUUUUCCCCAUCAGGAUGAACCUAGACCUUUGGAAGUUUUUCACAAAAAAGGAAGAGCACACCACCCUCUACAGGAUAAUGUGGUGGUGAGAACAUUUGCUUCUGUUGUCGGGAACCCGGGCUCAAAGUCCUGGCACAUUCCCACCAAAAGUUUCAGUUCCAGUGAAUCAACAUUUUCCAACCAAUUUACUAUUAAAAAAAUCCCCUGCCAGCUCUACUGCAUGUGCCCUUGGGAUUUUCUUUUCCCCUCUCUCUCAGUACCUGACAGAGGGGCUUUUCUCAGGGGCUGGUUUGGGUGUUGGUCUCAGGGUGCCUCCAAUUCCCACGUGCAGUUGAAUGCACACUGCCAUGCAGAUGUUCAAAGGAACAGGGAUCGCCCCAUCACGGUGGUCUCUAAAUCCCUCAAUGUUACAGUCUUAGGGCAACUAAGUCUUUUGCAUUUAUUUUUAAAGAGAAACCUACACAGCCGAUUUUUCACUGAUAGACGUGAAUACGAUGAAAGUAGAUCUGCUCCAAUAUUAGCAUUUCUUUCUUUCUUUUUGGUAUUUGUACUUCUGGAUUAAGAUUUAAUAUUCUUUUUUUAAGGAACGAUUAAAACAAUUUUCCCCCAGUGGAUUUACAAAAUCUAAUAACUAUUUGAUGGGCAGGUUGAAAGACUGUGGGGCCUCCAUGCAUUCAUCAAUAGACAAAAAAAAUCCCAAUUGCAUGUAAAGCCCAGCCAAACAUUUGCAGAAUCAAACAGUCCUGUCCUCCCCCUCUCCCCCCUACCCCACUGCGCGCUGCAAAGUGUGCUUGUCUGUGGGGGGGGAAAUGCUGUUCCAUCUUAUUGUGCAUAUCGCCCCCUCCAUAGGCAGUAGGAUUUGGCAUCUGCCUCUCAAACCUUUCCAUAGUAAACAACUCUUUGAAAUGGGAUGAAAACUAAUCUAAUAUUGCAGGCAUCUUGAAGCAGCCAAAUUGAAUCUAUAGCUUUGAAUCAGCAGAUACCUAUUUUUUUUUUUUUUAAUGUUCUCUGUUCUAUAAAGAAGGUGCCCAGAGACCUUCCUCACUUGAUAUCUCUAUGGCACAAGUACAAGUAAUAACCUCUUAAAUUGUUUAAUCUACUUUUGAUAAUUCUCUGCUCAUUUAAACCCACCCUCGCCAAUGAAUCAAGCAGGUCUUUAGUGGUUAAAGUUUUGGUGUUGAUUAAAUAAACAAUUUACUUUUAGGGUCCACUCAAAUGGGAGUUGUGAAAAGAAAGAACUAGACUACUUCAUGUAACCCAUUAUGAAUGUGAGCAUUUUUUUUUAUGGAUAUUUUUAAAUUCACACUCCUUAACUGCCUUUAUUUUUUUUAUUUUGAUGAAAGAAGGUUUCAAAUUAUGAACAGGUUUGGAGGUUUACACUAUUUAAAGAAGAGGUAUUAAGACUCAUUUUCAAGCUGUGUAAACCACUGAUAGUUUGUAAAUAACCCUCUUGGUUCAAUGCACACCCAAAUAUUAGAAAAUAAUACAAAUAGGUGAGGUGAGAACAAUUCAAAUAGUUUUCUGCAAAAUGGAGAAUUGAUUUUUAAAAUGAUAUAUAAGGAAGUGAGACGAGCUCUGGUGGUUUGUAUGAGAUUGCAGUGAAGCUAAAUACGUUGUUUUUUUUUAAAUCUGAACAAACUAUACUUUCCAGAGCAACCAAAGGAAGACAUAGUACACAGGCUACCUCAGAGAUAUUGGACAGCUUCAUUUAAAGUGAUCUUUUUUCACCAACAUAAAAGUCUGUAUUUGAUGCUUUGUGCUCAGCUUGGAAUGGUUUCCUAGUACAUGAAUGUACAUUUCACUAUUGCACUGCUUUUUAAAUUAGAUUAGUUUGCAGUAAAUACAGUCCUUUCCCUUUAUUUUUCUUUAUGAAACUGGCAGUCUGAAAAUGAAGAGGUUAUUAAUUGUUACAUUUUAGUGUUGGUAAUGUUUGUAUGGAAGAGCUGACAUGUGCCUUAAAAGUAAUUUCUUUGCCUUAAAAUUGUUCUGUAAUGAUACAAACAUGGAAGAAAGAGUAGCUUUAUUUUUUACUUUUUCCUAAUGGACCAAGAAAGGAUCCAUGAAGGGACUAAACAUCUGAUUUGUAUAGCACUGUACUUGAAAACAGGCUAUUUCCCUAUGAUUUGAUUUUACCUCUAUUCACAAUUAUUUAGCUGAUUGUAUGCUUCACAAGAGUAUUAAUUCUUUUCCUCCGAAUUAGAUAUAAACAAAUACUCACCCUGACUGGUUUAAAGAUGCACAGCAAAAAUCCACUUGUAAGUAUAUUUUCCUCUAAAUUAAUGGAGGCAGGUGAUUUCUAUAAAAAUACUUUUGAAUGUAAUGUGCUUCAAAUAAUUAAAUUAGGACCAAUUAAUUUUUAAGAACAGGAUUCUAUUAUUGUUUGUUAUAAUGUUGAAGACUGGAGUAAGCCUGUUUAUAACAUAUUGUGUGUCGUUAAUACGUCAUAAAAAGUAAAAGUUUUAUGGCUUUACAAUUCA
Alligator mississippiensis (American alligator) is the source of this 5125-nucleotide messenger RNA. RefSeq names its product adrenoceptor alpha 2C (gene ADRA2C). Gene Ontology annotation, molecular function: alpha2-adrenergic receptor activity. Gene Ontology annotation, cellular component: membrane. Bases 273 to 1598 code for a protein of 441 amino acids. Gene Ontology annotation, biological process: adenylate cyclase-activating adrenergic receptor signaling pathway; platelet activation; regulation of smooth muscle contraction. The transcript has a single exon. The record is from RefSeq and is a predicted model, not a curated record. Lineage: Eukaryota; Metazoa; Chordata; Crocodylia; Alligatoridae.